Rotaria sp. Silwood2 is the source of this 660-nucleotide messenger RNA. The record is from the annotation of a GenBank genome assembly. Lineage: Eukaryota; Metazoa; Rotifera; Eurotatoria; Philodinida; Philodinidae.
AUGUCACCAACAGAGUCAGAUACAACAUCACAUAUUCUGAUUAUCAAUCGAACAUCCGGUCUUAAACUUGUCGUUCAAGCUUUACUUUCAUCAUUGAGACCAAUUGGUCAUAUUGUUAUUAAUUGUUGUAUAUUCUUUAUUAUCUUUGGUAAUGUUGGUCUUCAGGCUCUACUGACACUAUUUGUUCUUUCAUCAAAAGAUGGUUGGGUACAAAUAAUGUAUAAUGCAAUUGAUGCAGUUGAUGUUGAAAUGCAACCAAUAAGGAAUUAUAGUGAAGCAAAAUCAAUUUAUUUCAUAUCCUUUAUUUCAAUUGUCAGUUUCUUCGUUCUUAAUAUGUUCGUUGGUAUUGUUGUUAAAAAUUUUCGUAGUUGUCAAGCCCAACAAGAACUUGAAGAAGAAGCUCGAAAAAAAGCAAAACGUGGCAAAAAAAUUGAACGUAAACAACGUCUUAUGCGUGAAUUCCCAUAUUAUGCACAUUUUUCACUAUGGCGUAAACGUUUACAUGAUCUAUGCAUUAGUAAAUAUUUUGAUUUAAUUAUUGUUACUAUUAUUGUUUUUAAUGUUGUUACAAUGUCCGUUGAAUAUUAUUCUAUGCCAUCUGUAAAGAAAAACAAAACUGAUUCAUUAAUUGUUUAUAUUAUCAAAACAUUUCGUUUCUAG